UCCUUAAACCUCCUUUAAGCCCUCUUCAUUCCUUUUUUCCCACUAUGGGCAAAGAGGGGAAAGAAUGAGAGGCAAAAUGGCUUUCUCUCGUCUCCUUUUUCUGAAACCGCCACUUCGUCUUCCUCACAUCCACAGAAGAGGUAAAACCCAUUUCAAGAAGAAGAAAAAGAAAACCUUUUUUUUUAAUGCAACAAUUGGUGUUAAAGGAAGGAAAACAUUUAUGGUUUUUGUCACUUUUGAUGAUAACAACGAGAAAUACCCUUUCAGGGCUUUCCAAAUCAACAAGGUCGGAGGCAGCGAGUGAUCAAGAGGCUAAAUCCGUGGAGGCAGACAGGAAAAAGUGGACCCUGCAACUCCAUUUUUUGUUUCAGCUUCUAGUUGUUGUUAUUUUUCAUGUUUGUUUUAUAUACUUUGUGAAUGCUUUUUGUUAUUUGGGACCUGAACCUGCAAAUCAUACACCCUCUUCGAUGUAUCUGACUGGUUUGUCUCACAGUGUAACAAAGAAGCUUGGGAAUCCGUGUGUGUGUGUGUGUGUGUAUGUUCUUGUUAUAUUCAUAUAUAUAUAUAUAUAUAUUUCCCUGUGCUCUAGAGUUUAUAGUUGUAUUGUCUUAUUUUUAUUUGAUAUAGUUUUGCCUAGAGCUUGUAGAAAACUCUGAGUAAUAGACCAGCUUAAGUAAUUAAAGGAGAAAAAGUAAAUAAAUGUGCUAUUGCAGCAACAGCUGCUCAUUGUUAUCAUUCUCGGGAUUUUUUGUUGUUUGUUGGGGUGGGAGAGGGUUGAUAAUUGGAGCUAACUGACUGUUAUAGUUCUUAAAUUCAUAUUCUAAACGACAAAUGUAUAGUUAUAUGAAAACGCAUUUAGGAUUCUUGGAAUCAACAUGCAGCGAAAACAAAGUGGGGUGAUCAUGGAACAAUUUGAGUGGACUUCUUAGUACUCUGAAGGCAAAGAUUCUGGGAAGUCAGUUUCAGAGUGAAGCCAUUGGUGAAAGAACUUACUUGGCUGCUGAUAAGACAGAAUCUCAGGUUAAUAUGUUAUUGGAUAGUCAACAUAAUGAAAUUGGUGGUAAAAAUCAUAGUACUAAUCCUUCAGAGGCAAAACUGGAAAUACUGGACUCGUAUAGUUGCAAAGAAGAAUAUGUCAACAACAUAACUUCUGAGCUUGUUGAGACACACAAGGACAUGGGCAGCAACAAACCUGGGUUAUCAAAAGGUUUUGAAUCCUCAAAAGCUGUACUUUUUUCUAAAAGUCAGGAAAAUAACUCAAACAUGGGAUCACAUUUGAUGGACGAGUAUUUGGUCAAUGAAGUUGCUGCUGGAAUUGGUAAGGUGCAUACUGAUCCAAAGGAUAGUAAGCUUGGCAAAAGUCAGAGUAUAGCUCAAUCAUCAGAGGUCCUUGUGGAUUCUCUCAGCGAUGAGAAAUGUGUUCCAGUUAGUGCAUCUUCUUAUGUACAAAGGAAAAGAUCCUCAGAAUAUGGAUCAAUCAGGAGUCAACCAUCUAAAUUAAGUCACCAGGUGAAAGCUUCUACAAGAUUGCCCAAAGAUGCUGCAGAUGGAUUUUUUGCCAAACAUGGGAACCAGAAAAUUGACAAGAAAACUGUACCUUCUGUUCAAACACUAGAUGAAGGCUCUGAUGUUUGUAAUGUGCACACAUCAUCGGAUGGGUCAUGCAUGGCUAAUGGCUUGGCAGACCAAUAUGUGAGGAAAAUAAAAGAUCAAAUAGCUAAAAGAGUUGCCAGUGAGAAGACCAGUAUGCUGGCAACUCCAAAUCGCUUCAUGGGAACUUCAAGUAAGCCUUCAGGUGAAGAUACAGGAAAUAGAAUUGGAAUCGGAGGUUUAGUUUCCUGCAUUCAGGUGUCAUGUGGAAAACCAUCAACUUUUACAUCUCACAACUGUAUCCUCCAACAAUGCUGUUCAAGUUGCUACAAGUGGCCAGCUAAAAAGGUGGCUAAUUCUCAUGAAAGUUAUACUAAAAAUAGUUUAAAAGUAUUAAGGGGUCAUGUAAUGGGCAAGAAGAGUAACAAAUUGAGUAGUAGUGAUGAACAAUCACAUAGAGGAACCCCUUCCAUGAUACUUACAGGCUCUAUGACUAGGAGCGUUGCUAGUGUUUUAGAGAUUGCUCAUGAUCACAAAAAGUCUGAAGCAAGCCCCAAGUUCCAUAUUUCAAUUGCGAAAGAAGGCUUAGAUAUAAUGGAUCAGUUGAAAAACGGAUCUAAACUAAACAAAUUAUUGAUUAGAUUUUUGAAUGAAAAUGUUGAUCAUAGUGACAUUCGUUAUGCUUUUGAGGAUUGUGGACCUAUCAUGAAGAGACAGUUACUUUCCUCAAUCAAAGGAAGCAUCUUUAAAGAUGCUUAAGUUUACUUUAAGACCAGGGAAGCAUUGCAUAAAGCGCUCAUGAAAACUGAUCUGACAAUAGGAAAAAGAGAUGUCCUAAUGUUGCCAACUUGUUUGGAAGAUGUGCCUAAAAGGAUCUCUAUUCCUAACCUGAUUGGUGACCCUAAUGUUCCUGUUUAACUAAUGAAGAAUCCCACCCGAACAGUCAUGAUUAAAGAGUUGAGCAGUGACAUAAGCUCAGAUCAGCUUAAAGAAGCUCUUGGCUUCUGUGGGAAUGGCAUAUCUGGUUUUUCCUUUGGUUCAUCAAGCUCUGUUGCUUACGUGGAGUUUGAGACAGAAGAAGCCUAAGAUAAGGCCCCAGCAAAACAUACAAUUCAAGGAAGGAAGUUAUCAACCUUCAGAAUUGAUGUGCCCAGAACAACUGUUGUAAGGAUUUUGAACUUUGACUCCUCAAAUAAAAGUAGACAUGUCAGAAAGAUAUGCAAUUCUUAUGGGCAAGUGAAGAAUGUAUUCUUUAGCCAGAAAUACAUAGUAGAUGUGCGUUUUAAGAUAGCUGAAUGGCCAAAUAUGAUGAAUAUUCUGAACAGGUAAAAUGGAUUGAAGUUAGAUAUCAAACAGUGGAUUGCUCAGCCUGCUCCAGUUUACCCUCCAGAAGUUCUUGAACUACUAUGGACUCAGCCUACAGAAAGAAAGCAUGUGAUAUUCGUUUUGCACAGAUUGUUGCAAAAUCUCAAGGAUUCUCCAUAGGGCACUAAAAUCACUAAUCUGGCUGCUAAAUAUUAUUUAGAUGGUUCUGAUUGAAUUUGCUAUGCAAGAUCCUAAAGUUAGUAUUGAGUAGGAAAAUUCUUUUCCUACACAAGGUAGUUCUUCUCUAGUUGGAUUUUUUAUAGAGCAUGGUAAUACUAAUUACUAACCCAUCAAAAUCACAAAUGCCCAAUAAGAAGUGUAUAUAUAUGGUGCAGUUUUUUUAUACGUAGAUUGGGUUUAAAAUUACCAUGAAGAUCCAACCAUGUUCCACUAUUUACUUUAGUUUCUCAUUUUGUUAUUUCUCUUCAUGUUUUUCUUAACUUGGAUAGAAUUAGGUCAUGUUCCGUCUGUACCAUGGAUUCAAAUGGUGAAUAUGCUAUUCUCUGACUUCAUUUGUCCAAUUAGAGAUAAGUUAAAAAAAAAAAAAAAAAAAAAAAAAAAAAAAAAAAAUGACAGUUGAUGUAUUGUAAAACUAUUUGGUAACAAGAAACAGUUCUCUCAACAAUUUGGAGCAUUUUAAGGUGACAAAUGAUCAGGACAUUCUUUUAUACGUCCAUCCAGUUCGUGCAACUCGUGUGGGAUAUACCAUCUUAGAAGUAGAACCUAACUCACACCUCUCCUAGUUCUGAAACAGUGUCAUUUUCUUUUCCUUCUCAGCAACCAAACAAAAACCUUUUUUUAUGCUACAAUUCGGGUUUAAAGAAGGAAAACAUUGGUGGGUUUUGAUGACAGUGACCAUAUUUCAUAUUUACUAGUGGUACCUACAACAGCAUCUCAUCAACUCCCGUUAGCAAAUUCGGUUCUUCGUAAUAAUCAAAAGGCAGAUAAGAAAAUCUCAAAGAAAUUGCUAUUUUCCUAAUGGUCUUGGAUGCUGGUUGAAUGUUCAAUGGCCAUAGGAACAGGUGAAUUAAAUACCAAAUUGCUAUUUUCUUAAUGGACUAAGAGCUGGUUGAGUGUUCAAUGGGCAUAGGGUCAGUGGAUUCCAUUUUUCAGUCGAAUAUUGGUAAAGCUAAUGGUUUUCUGGUUGUAGUAAAACGAUUUUCCAUACUUCAUGGUUAACCAAAAGAGGGAGUUCCAAAAACAAGCAGGUCAAGACUGGUUCUGGAACAGUUAUUUUAGGAAAAAACCUACAUUCCAACCAUUCAUGCUUUAGUCUCAUUAUUGACUGCAAAUAUAUCUUUUUUACAAAAUGUAUAUUUCUAGAUACUUGGUAGUUUGAGAAUGCAACAAGGUCGCUGAAAUCUACUUGCUAACCUUGGUCAUGACUACAAG
This is a messenger RNA of Ziziphus jujuba (common jujube), 4347 nucleotides long. RefSeq lists its product as uncharacterized. The record is from RefSeq and is a predicted model, not a curated record. Gene Ontology annotation, molecular function: RNA binding. Lineage: Eukaryota; Viridiplantae; Streptophyta; Magnoliopsida; Rosales; Rhamnaceae.